AUGUAUGUCAAAGUCGAGACAGAACGUUUAGCGUUCAUCCGAUUCAAUCAGGCAAAGCUACGAUCUGAGGACUAUAUACACUUGCGUGAUGCUAUUCAUUCAGAUGGUGAUGUUGAGAGUGUUGGACGUCUGACGAUUCUCCCAUCAUCUUAUAUCGGAAGCCCACGCCACAUGCAUGAAUACGCUCAAGACGCUAUGACAUACGUGCGAAAUUAUGGAACUCCCGAUUUAUUUAUUACGUUCACAUGCAAUCCGAAGUGGAUGGAAAUUGAACGUGAGUUGGAACCGGGUCAGAAACCGCAAGAUCGCCAUGACAUAAUCGCCAGAGUAUUUCAACAAAAACUCAAGGUUAUGAUGGAUGUGCUUACUAAGUAUCGAGUUUUUGGUGACACACGUUGUUAUAUGUACUCGGUGGAAUGGCAGAAGCGUGGACUACCGCAUGCUCAUAUCCUAAUUUGGUUGCUGAACAAAUUACAUUCAAAUGAAGUGGAUGACAUCAUAUCAGCUGAAAUUCCUGAUCCAGUCACUGAUCCCCAUCUACACAACAUUGUGACGACACAGAUGGUGCAUGGACCGUGCGGUGCAUUAAAUCCAUUAUCGCCUUGCAUGGCUGAUGGAAAGUGCACAAAACGAUAUCCGCGACCGUUAGUUGCUGAAACAGUUACAGGGAACGAUGGAUAUCCAGUUUAUCGUCGGCGUUCAAAAGAAGAUAAUGGUCGAACUAUCAAAGUUAAAGUUAAAAAUCAAGAGAUUGAGAUCGGAAAUGAAUUCAUUGUACCAUAUUGCCCGCUGCUAUCACGAAUUUUCGAGACACAUGCAAACGUUGAGAGUUGUCAUUCGGCCAAAUCAAUCAAAUAUUUGUGCAAGUACGUCACAAAAGGCAGCGACAUGGCUGUGUUUGGUAUUGCGUCGGAAAAUGCGAAUGACGAAAUCAGCAACUUCCAAAUGGGCAGAUACGUCAGUACUAAUGAAGCACUGUGGCGAUUAUUUUCAUUUCUAAUUCAUGAAAGAUAUCCCACAGUUGUACAUGUAGCAGUGCAUUUGGAAAAUGGCCAAAGAGUUUACUUUACUGAGGCUAAUGCAGCACAACGAGCUGAGAGACCACCAUCGACAACAUUGACUAGCUUCUUUGCAAUGUGUGAAGCAGAUCCAUUCGCAGCGACGCUGAUGUACGUUGAAAUGCCCAAGUAUUACACUUGGAAUCAAUCAACAAAGAAAUUCCAACGUCGCAAACAAGGAACCCCAGUUCCAGAUUGGCCACAGGUGUUUUCCAGUGAUGCACUAGGUCGCAUGUAUACUGUUCAUCCUAGAAAUGAUGAAUGUUUUUAUUUGCGACUGCUGUUAGUAAAUGUACGUGGACCAAAAUCAUUUGCGCAUUUGAAAACUGUGAAUGACCACCAAUGCCAAACUUUUCGAGAAGCAUGUCAACUAUUGGGUUUGCUAGAGAACGAUUCUCAUUGGGAUUUAACACUUGCGGAUUCAGUUGUUUCAUCAAAUGCGUACCAAAUACGAACGCUGUUCGCAAUUAUCAUCACCACAUGUUUUCCUUCACAACCAAUUCAGUUAUGGAACAAAUACAAAGAUGACAUAUGUGAAGAUAUCUUGCAUCGCUUGCGCAUUCAAACGAAUAAUCCUGACAUGCAAAUAACCGAUGAAAUCUACAAUGAAGGAUUGAUUCUGAUUGAGGAUCAAUGUUUGACUAUUGCAAACAAGCUACUGAUUGAAGUAGGAAUGAUUGCACCAAAUCGAUCGAUGCACGAUGCAUUCAACCAAGAAUUAAAUCGAGAGCUGCAAUACGAUGUUGAUACAUUGCAGGAAUUCGUUCAAAAUAAUGUGCUGUUGCUGAAUGAACAGCAAAAACAAGUAUACGAAACAUUAAUGCAAGCGGUGGACAAUAAUACUGGUGGUCUAUUCUUCCUGGACGCAUCUGGAGGAACAGGGAAAACAUUUGUCAUUUCAUUGAUUUUGGCCACUAUUCGAUCAAGAUGUGACAUAGCUUUGGCGUUAGCAUCAUCUGGAAUUGCAGCGACUCUAGAGAUGGCGGUCGUACUGCACAUUCUGCGCUUAAGUUGCCACUCAAUUUAA
Messenger RNA from Zerene cesonia (dogface butterfly), 2085 nucleotides. RefSeq lists its product as uncharacterized. Gene Ontology annotation, biological process: DNA repair; telomere maintenance. The record is from RefSeq and is a predicted model, not a curated record. The transcript has a single exon. Lineage: Eukaryota; Metazoa; Arthropoda; Insecta; Lepidoptera; Pieridae. Bases 1 to 2085 code for a protein of 694 amino acids. Gene Ontology annotation, molecular function: DNA helicase activity.